CCCGAGCUGGUGAGCCUGUUCAUCGCCCAUGAGGCCGACCGUGUGGCCCCCUCAACGUUGUCAGGCACCAUUAGCGCCCUUGCGGACUGGCAGCGCGCGAAGGGUUUUCCGGCGGAGGCCUCCAUCCGCCGGAACCCAUUGGUGCAACGCACGCUGAGGCAGGCGUGGCGUGCCCGGGCGCCGGCGGCAGCCGCCACAGCUGGCGGCGAUGCAGGGGCCGAGCCGCUGCCGCAACGUACGAAGGAGGCGUUCCCGGUGCCGCUUCUGCGGCUCCUAUUGGGCUGGCUGGCAGCGACGGCGGACGGGGCGCCAGCGCGCCGAGCGGAGCUCGAGCAGGAUGCGUGUUGGCUGGUGGUGGGUUUCUUUGGGAUGCUGCGGAGAAGUGAGCUGGCGGGGCUGCGGCUAGGUGACGUGCAUUCGCUGACUGGUGGGGUUCACGUGGUGCGGAUAACGAGGAGCAAGACCGAUCAGGUUGGGGCAGGGGUGGAUGUGCACCUGGGGGCAUCGUCUGGCAGCGGAGUACGCAUCGGGCGCAUUAUAGGGCGCCACCUAGAGCGGGCCCGCUCUGGGGGGGCGGAGCCCAGCGCGCCGCUCUUCACGCGGGGCCCCCAGUGGGGACCGGGGUCGGAGGCUUGGCGGAAGGAGGGGUUUACGCGUAGGCUUAGGGCGCUCUUAGGAGAGAUGCAGCGCGCCCUGCCACAAAUAGCCGGGCGGGUACCAGAUUACGCGUCCCACAGCCUGAGAAGGGGGGGAGCCACGGCUGCAGCGGAAGGGGGGGCCUCUGGAGAGCAGAUCAAGGCGCACGGGAGGUGGCGGUCGGAGGCGGUGAGCGCGUAUAUCCUCCCCUCCGCGGCGGCUAAGGCCCGCAUUGUGGGGUGCAUGUGAGGUGACGAGGCGUGCGGUGGGUGACAGGGUAAGGGGGGUCCUCUCUAGGCGUGCAUGCAUGCGGAAGCGCGCCUAGAGCCUAGUACGCCGGGGCGGGUUUUGGGGGCUAGAGCCCAUCCGCGCCCGGCUGUUGGUUUUCCCCCUCUCCUGUUGUUCCCCGGAGAGGGUAGGGUGAGGUAUCGGCUAGGUAGCAAACUUGGUUAGUUACAGAGUUGGGUCUCUUAGACGCUGUUCGGAGUCUGGGCCCGCAGGCCAGGUCCCAGGCGGUGUAAGUUGAUGAGGGGUGCGACUCCUCUGGCACUGGAGUGUGUGCGACAAAAGUAUCAUUUUGAGUGUCAACUAAAAAUGGGGUUUUGGAGCGCAUGUACGACAGGGAGCAGAGCAGUCGCCACCAGGCUUGCGAGUGGACGGUGCUAGACGUUU
Astrephomene gubernaculifera is the source of this 1308-nucleotide messenger RNA. The record is from the annotation of a GenBank genome assembly. Lineage: Eukaryota; Viridiplantae; Chlorophyta; Chlorophyceae; Chlamydomonadales; Astrephomenaceae.